AUAUAAUAUACGUAAACCCAUUUUAUAUUGUUUGUUAUUAUUACCAUGAGUGAACCCACAGUGACCCUUUUUGUUUUCUUGAAAGAAAAUACUCAUUUCUUGUCAAUAAUACUAGAAGAGAAAAUCUCAAGAUUCCACAGCUAAAACAAGUUUUUUUUUUUUUUUUUUUUUAUUGUUAUUAUAUAUUUUUCUGGGUCUACUCUUUUUUUUUGUUAUGUAUUUUAAGAGGUGAGAUUGACAGGCAGAUCCCACCGAAAUAAAUUAAUAAAUUCACCACAUACCCAUCUUCAUAAAAACCCCUCAGAAUUCACCUUCAUUUUUUUUUUCUUGUGAUAUAAUUCAUCAAGCUGUAAUUUGCUACUUCUUGCUAAACAGAAGCGGAGAGAAAGAUAACGCGAUAAUCAUCUUUUGAAAUUGAAGAGAUGCUAGGAGUUUCGGGCAUCAUAAGUGAUGGUGAUGGUACUGGAGGUGAAAAUCCAGAAAGCGGUGGAGGCGGAGCAACAAGUGGAGGAAGUAGUGAGAUUGGACUUGGCGGUGGCGGUGGUAGUAGCAGUGGUGGAUUCAUGAUUGAAGAAGGCGAAAAAAAUUCUGGAGGAAAUAGAUGGCCAAGACAAGAAACAAUUGCUUUGCUCAAAAUAAGGUCAGAGAUGGACCAUGUGUUUAGGGACUCAAGUCUUAAAGGACCCUUAUGGGAAGAAGUUUCCAGGAAAAUGGCUGACCUUGGGUAUCACAGAAGUUCCAAGAAAUGUAAGGAGAAAUUCGAAAAUGUUUACAAGUAUCACAAGAGAACCAAAGAUGGCCGUGCAUCUAAGGCGGAUGGCAAAAGUUAUCGUUUUUUUGAACAAUUGGAGGCGCUUGAAAACACACAGUCUCAUCACUCGUUAUUGCCACCGUCUAAUUCGCGUCCCCCACCGCCUCCAUUGGAAGCUACUCCUAUAAAUAUGGCUAUGCCAAUGCCAACAUCAAAUGUACAAGUCCAAGCUUCACAAGGUACUGGUACUCCUCAUCUUGUUACUGUUUCAUCCACACCACCACCACCACCACCAAAUAUUCCUUUUGCGCCUUCUCAUCAAAAUGUUCAGUUGAGUUCUCCUGUGGCACCGUCAUCACAACCAGCUGUCAAUCCGAUUAAUAAUAUUCCUCAUCAAGUGAAUGCGAAUCUGCCAGCUCAUCAGAAUAUUUCGGCAAUGUCGUAUUCAACUUCUUCGUCCACUUCCUCGGAUGAGGAUAUACAAAGAAGGCAUAAGAAGAAGAGGAAAUGGAAGGAUUAUUUUGAGAAGUUUACGAAGGAUGUGAUUAAUAAGCAGGAGGAAUCACAAAGGAAGUUCUUGGAGAAGUUUGAGCAGAAGGAACGCGAUCGGAUGGUUAGAGAAGAAACAUGGAAAGCACAAGAAAUGGCAAGACUGAAUAGAGAACAUGAUCUUUUAGUCCAAGAAAGAGCAAUGGCAGCAGCCAAAGAUGCAGCAGUUAUUUCUUUUUUACAGAAGAUAACUGAACAGAAAAACAUCCAAAUUCCAAAUAGUAUCAAUGUUGCUCUUCCAUCAGCACAAGUACAAUUACAAAUGCCCGAAAACCCACCUCCUGCCCCCGCACCAACACAUUCUCCUCAACCGCAACAACAGACACAACCGACUGUUGUAAUAUCACCAGCACCUCAACCAUCACCAGCACUCGUGGUCCCGGUAUCGUUGCCAAUGACGAUACCAGCUCCAGCACCAGCAUUAAUGCAGUCGCUGCCACUGACACCACCAGUACCAGCCAAGAACGUUGAACUAGCGCCAAAAAAUGACAACGGAGGCGAGAGUCACAGUCCAGCAAGCUCUUCAAGGUGGCCUAAAGCAGAAGUUGAAUCAUUGAUAAAACUUCGAACAAACUUAGAUAUGAAGUACCAAGAAAACGGACCGAAAGGUCCGCUCUGGGAAGAGAUAUCAUCUUCAAUGAAGAAAAUUGGAUACAACCGUAAUGCCAAGAGGUGCAAAGAGAAAUGGGAGAACAUCAACAAGUACUUCAAGAAAGUGAAAGAGAGCAGCAAGAAAAGACCAGAAGAUUCCAAGACUUGCCCAUAUUUCCAUAUGCUCGACGCAUUAUACAAGGAGAAAGCCAAGAACGAAACUUCAUCAUUAACAAGUGGCUUCCCGUUAAACCCUGAAAACAACCCAAUGGAACCCAUCAUGGCUCGUCCAGAACAACAGUGGCCUCUUCCACGACAUCAUCAGCAACACCAACACCACCAACAACAUGAAAGUAGCCGAAUGGACCAUGAUCAUGACCACGAGAGUGACAACAUGGACGAAGAUGAUCAUGAUGAUGAGGAUGAGGAUGAAGACGAGGAGAAUGCAUAUGAAAUAGUGGCAAACAAGCAACAACCCUCAAUGGCGAGCGCCAACACAACCACCACCACUGCGACCACAACAGUUUGAACUCUAGCACAGAUCUCAAAAUGUAGUAAUCAAGAAAGAAGUGGGGGCAGAAAGAGCUCAAGUUUUUUUUUUAAAAUAAGGAAAAAAUAUAGUGGGCAAGUAAGUGAACAUUGGGAAUAGCAAAUGGGUCAACAGAUUCUUGCAGAGAAAAUGUCAGAUUGGAUCAGAUUUUCAGAAAAUUCCGGUUGGUGUGAGAAGACGGUGACUGAAUAUGUAGCUCACUUGGAGGCAAAAUGUGAAGGGAAUUUAAACAUCACUUCACAACUUUUAUUUCAUAUUUUUUUUUUGUUGAAACUCUUUGGUUGGGGUAUGGGGGUUUGGGGGAGGUGGGGGGGGGGGGUAAGGGGAGGUGUUGGUAAGGGUAUAGCGUAGCUUUUGGUGGUAUAAGUUUAUUUGCACUUUAAAUUGUUUAUUUAUUAAUCAUCAAAAAUAAAGUUUAUUGAGGGGGAAGGGAAAGAGGAGAAAAAAAGGUUAUAAAAGGAAGAUUUUUAAAGGAAUAAAUGAAGGUGACAAAGUUUGUAAUUUUUUUUGAUGAACUCUUUUUGUUCAUGGGUGUAAAUGUGAGAAAUGGUUAAGUAGAAUUACAUUCUUUUC
Capsicum annuum is the source of this 3014-nucleotide messenger RNA. Its product is annotated as trihelix transcription factor DF1. The transcript is spliced from 2 exons. NCBI's taxonomy places the organism in Eukaryota, Viridiplantae, Streptophyta, Magnoliopsida, Solanales, Solanaceae. The record is from RefSeq and is a predicted model, not a curated record. The coding region runs from base 423 to 2420 and encodes 665 amino acids.